This is a messenger RNA of Pseudocercospora fijiensis CIRAD86, 665 nucleotides long. RefSeq lists its product as uncharacterized. NCBI's taxonomy places the organism in Eukaryota, Fungi, Ascomycota, Dothideomycetes, Mycosphaerellales, Mycosphaerellaceae. The transcript has 3 exons. The coding region runs from base 141 to 407 and encodes 88 amino acids. The record is from RefSeq and is a predicted model, not a curated record.
ACCACAGAUACGAGCCCGUCGCCCACGAAAUCACCUGCAAAGACCGCUCGGACCGUCAAACUUGCACGCAACGAUACUGAUCUGUGCACGACCGAUUCCCCGAACGCUGCGACCUGCGAAAGGCGCCAACCACAUCCAUCAUGAAGCCCGUAGUAUCUGCCUUCAAUGCAUGGACAUGCAUUGUCAUCUCGAUUUUCGGCAUCGUCAUUUUAAGCACAAUAGGCGGCAUGUUCGCAUCCAACCAUCACAGCAUGAUGGGGAGCACAGAAGACCCGCCAGAUGGCAAGAAGGUCGCGACUGCAGUGUUCGGAGCAGUUGUAGUAUACGCUGUCUUUCUCCUGUUCUGCGGCUGCCAGGCGCUUAUGCACAAAAGACAAAGUGGACGUGGAGAGAUAGCGCUGCGAUAGGAGGAGUGGUGCGGAUGAUACGAAGCGAGCAAAGAGCACUGCGAACGAGCACUCGGGCGAUACAGCGAGGCGGCACAGCUUCCUUCAGAGUUGCUAAGACUCUUCACAUGACACCCAUAUAGAAUUGCGUCCUCAGCAAGAGCGACGACAGGUGGCGUCCCCGGAGCCGGAAUGAGGAAUCAAGAACGUUUUGAGAUGGAUUUAGCGGGUUUCGUUGACUUAGACUUGUAUAGCAGAAUAUCAUGAGCCUUGAUGUUC